Messenger RNA from Lontra canadensis (Northern American river otter), 1860 nucleotides. It is a transcript of the gene FLYWCH2, whose product is annotated as FLYWCH family member 2. The transcript is spliced from 4 exons. The coding region runs from base 377 to 811 and encodes 144 amino acids. The record is from RefSeq and is a predicted model, not a curated record. NCBI's taxonomy places the organism in Eukaryota, Metazoa, Chordata, Mammalia, Carnivora, Mustelidae.
CGCCCAAGGAAUGCCCCCGCCCAGCCCUGCUGCGCAUGCUCGCUCGGUGACCCCAGCUUGAGGUGACGGCCGGAACCGAGGCGUGUCUCCAAGCAGGAGGCUGCGGGACCUGCUGCGGUUCGGUCGCCGGAGAGGGAGGGCUCUGCUGCCGCCGCCGUCCAGCCGUGCCCGCCCAGAAGCCAGGGAUCCUGGAGUGACUGUGGAUUCUCUGCACACCUCUACCAUCCCGUCUCCUCCCAGCUGAGGCAGUGCCAGCCCCGGCUCAGGACAGAGCCCCUGGACUGCCAGCUUCCCGAGCAGGGAGGAGGAGGAGGAGGACGAGAACUCCACCUGCUGGGUCCUGAGCGUGGUCGCAGGGACGACCCAUCAUCCCAGAAUGCCCCUGCCAGAGCCCAGCGAGCAGGAGGGCGAGAGUGUGAAGGCUGGCCAGGAGCCGUCCCCAGAGUCCUCUCAGCCAAGCACAGAUGUCGUCCCCGCCGCACCCAGGAAGCCCAGAAAGUUUUCCAAACUGGUCCUGCUGACGGCCUCUAAGGACAGUGCCAAGGUGGCAGGGGCCAAGCGCAAAGGAGUGCACUGCGUCAUGUCCCUGGGGGUGCCUGCCCCUGCCACCCUCGCCAGAGCCCUCCUCAAGAUCCAUCCUGAGGCUCAGAGGGCCAUCGAGGCGCCCCCCCAGGAGCCUGAGCGGAAACGCAGCAAGCCGGACAUAGACGGAAAAGAAGAUGGAAAGUUGGCAGGGCAGUCUGCCCCCAGGACCGAGGUGGUGGGGGAGGAGCCCACUGCAGAUGCCGUCAUGCCCAACACGCUCCUGUAACUCUGACAAACACGGGUAUGCCCUUACUGGGUCAGUGAACUUGGCUGUGACUUCUGCUGGGGACAUAGUUGCAAAUGAUUUUCACUCUCAGACGUUGUGUAAUGUUUUCCAAAUCAAGUAUAAAUUACUUUUAUAAACAGAAAAAAAAAAAAACUCAAAGAGGAUCAAAGAAGCUAUAUGCUAGUUCCCAUUAUGGACAGGUUUUAAACCCUUCUGUGGUCCUUUGAGACCCCACUUGCAACCCCACCAGCCCUCCCAGGGCUCUUUCCCAGGACCUCAGCCUCUCCGCCUGGAGAGCCAAUCACUGGCCCAGAGACUAGGUAGGGUCUCUGAGUUUUCUCCUUCCUGCUGCUCCUGGCCUGAAAGGGGGACAGUGGGACCCCCAGGCCUGAGCCCCUGGGCAGGCUUUCUGGCCCCUCCCUGAUCAUCCCUCCCAGGCCUGUUCCCAGGAGGCUUCAGCCCACUGGUGCCAGAUCAUCAGGAGGCUCGCCUCCUCCAGGAAGCCCACCACCUGACAGCUUCCUCCACCCCUCAUGGGGGCCUGUGUUCGUGGCUGCCAAGGGUUCUGCCGGGGAGGGUGCGGGCCUGCAGUAUGGCAGGCAGAUCCCGAUAGAAGUGUACGAUACCCCUACCAUGUUCCUUCUGGGGGUGUUUUGGGGGCUGAGAUUCCUGGGCACCUGAGCCCCUCCCCUCCGUUCACCUGGGUGUCAUCCCUGGAGGCCCCCCAACAGGAAAGGCUUCGUUCAGCCUCCUUCACCUCGCGUGGUCUUUGUUUUGUGAAAACUGCCAUCAGGCAAAGGAAACAGAUGGAUUAUUUCUAAAAAGUUGAGACCAGAGGCCUUACGUUUUUUAACAUCAUUUUCCCAAAUUCAGCCUGUAUCUAUGGACCCGUCUAGGCAAAGGGAGUUCCUCAGCCCCCUCCUGGCCCAGCACCUCUCUUGGUUAUCCCUGUAUCCCUCCAGCGCGGUUGUUACAUUUAUAUUCUGUAACCAUCGUUUGAAACGUUCCUUUGUCUUCAUUUGAUAUUUAAAUAGAUUCCCGCUCCCCAC